Molecule: messenger RNA, 1333 nt
Organism: Gracilinanus agilis (Agile Gracile Mouse Opossum)
Lineage: Eukaryota; Metazoa; Chordata; Mammalia; Didelphimorphia; Didelphidae
Product: HLA class I histocompatibility antigen, alpha chain G-like
Exons: 8
Coding region: 1-1155 (384 amino acids)
Biological process (GO): immune response
Cellular component (GO): external side of plasma membrane
Source: RefSeq, a predicted model, not a curated record
AUGGAGUCCAUUGUGUUUUUUCCCCUUUUGUUGGAGAUUGUGGUGCUGCCAGAGAUUAAAGCGGCAUUUCACUCCCUGAGGUAUUUCCAAACUUCCAUGUCUCUGCCCGGGAGAAAGCCGCGGUUCUUCUCCGUUGGCUACGUGGACGAUCUGCAAUUCGUGCGCUUUGACGGCGACAGCCCGAGUCUGAGGGAGGAGCCCAGAGCGCCGUGGAUGGACAAAAUGGACCAAGAUUACUGGGAGAAGAACUCACGGAUUUCCAGGGAGACCGCGCAGACUUUCGAAAUGGGCCUGCAGAAUCUGCGGGUCUAUUACAAUCAGAGCGAGGGUGGACUUCACACUUACCAGCGCCUGGUCGGAUGCGAAGUGUCUCGCAACGGGAUCUUCAGGCGUGGGUUCGAGCAAUUCGCUUACGAUGGGCUCGACUACAUCUCCCUGGACUCCGAGACGCUGAGCUGGAGGGCUGCGGACUCCGUGGCUCUGAACUCCAAGCAUAAGUGGGAGGCGGAGCCGAUCAUAGCCCAGAGACAGAAAGCUUAUCUGGAGAAGAAGUGCGUGCAGUGGCUUCACAAGUACUUGGAGAGCGGGAAGGAGACACUUCUCCGCGCAGGCCCUCCCUCUGUGAGAGUGACUCAUCAUGUCAGCCAUGAAGGGAAGGUGAUGUUGAGGUGCUGGGCCCAGGAUUUUUAUCCUGCUGACAUCUCCUUGAUUUGGCUAAGGGAUGGGGAAGAACAGUUCCAGGACAUCGAGUUCAUUGAGACCAGGCCUGGGGGAGAUGACACCUUCCAGAAGUGGAUAGCUGUGGGGGUGACCUCGGGCCAGGAAGGCAAAUAUACCUGCUUGGUUCAGCACAAGGGACUGCCUGAGCCCCUCACCCUAAAAUGGGAGCCCCAGGCCUCAUUCAUCUGGAUCAUUGUGGGGGUCAUUGCUGUUUUCCUUUCUGCAGUUAUUGCUGGAGUUGUGAUCUGGAAAAAAUUGAAUUUAGGUAGGGAUCACUGGAAAGUGGACAAUUCAGGGACUACAUUCAGACAGCAGGCAAAGAUAGUACACAGGAGUCAGAUGUCUCCCACAGCAGCUGAGAGAGAAAUCUUGUGUGGAAUUGUGCAAAAAACCCAAGGAUAUUCAAGCCUCCAAUUCCUGUCUUGCUCCUGUUGACCUCUGGCUUCUUUGAUUGAGGCUGGCAGGAGUUCUGAGGUUCAAGGAUGAGGAAGAGGAAGAAAAAAAUACUGAGGCAUAGAGAAAAAAUGAACUGGAAAAGCAAUAGUAGUAACAACAACAACCAAAAAAUCCCCCCAAAACCAACCCAGGCAUUUCUCAAGACAUAGGAAAAUUA